UUAAAAUUAAAAGUCUAGCUAGGCCUUGUGGUUUGUGAAAGAGUAAGACAAUAAGUUAACCACCACCAAAUAAUUUGUUUACAAAUUCAUUGCAAUAUACUAGCAUUAUUGACUUAGAAUUGGUCUUUGUAUAUGUCUCAAAAUAAUAAUUAGGACCCACAACGUGGAAAUGUCAAAGCUUUGUAUAAAAAAACUAUAAUGAGUACGAAAUAAUUUAAUAAGUAUUACUUGUAGACGACUUGGUGUCGAGUUGGUCUUAAAAUAAUAAUUUAAACACAAAAUUUGGAGAUGUCUACAUAUAUAUGCUUUGUGUCAAUGCAGAUUUAGAUUGACUUUUGAUUGGAGCGACGAGAUAUAGUAGAAACCAAAAGUGAUAAAUGGAAGGCCCUUUGCUAACCAAGAGUGAGCACAUCAAAAUCGAUGGUGAUUCUUCAUCGAAUGAUGAGCAUAAUGUCAACAUUACAAUCACUGACGAUUCUUCAUCAACACCACGUGAAGCCAAGGCUGUUGAACGGUGUAUUCCUUCUUGCACAGGAGAAAUGGAGUGGUGUUGUUUCAUCGAGUUUGUUCUCAAUAUUGUCCAAAUUGUUGCAGCUUUUGUAGUUGUGAAUCGGGCAAAAGAUGAACAUCCAGAAACAUCAUUUCUUAUAUGGAUCAUCGGUUACACUUGUGGCUGUGUUGCUAUUCUUCUUAUUCAAUUUAUAAACUGUGUUUCCUCAAGAAGCUACGAGGUGAUCAUAGACUUUGUGACGGAGAUAUUUGAAUAUUUCUUUGUGGGUUGGGUUUUGCUGUUUCUUUGGAUUUAUCAUAGCAGUUCAUCAUCUCUAUAUGAUAAUACUCAACAUUUCUGGUUAUGUAUGGCUUUUCUUGCUUUCACUUGCAUUCGAUAUAUACCGGCUCAUUUAAUAUUUUCAGCGAUAUGCUUCCUUUUCGUUGUGAUAAUAUGGAUUUGCGCCGCUGUGUUAGGCACCACCCCUAAUACGUUUGUUUAUGUUGCAUUCCUUAUAAUUGUCAUUGGAAUUCUUAAAGUAGUUCAAGAGGUUCUUCAAUUGCAUUUUUGAAUUCUAAGUAUUGGAAACACUUGUAAUCGUUUUUUCAUGAAUAUAGUUGAGUUUUUGACAAAAUAUAUUGAAAACAGUUUCCAUUAAUGAUAAACGAGCGAGGUUCCUAGAACAUGUCCAACUAAUAUCAUUAAGAUAUUAUCGUUAGGUUUGAAACAAUCAAUAAAAAAUAAUCCACUCUUCUGACACUAAUCACCUAAUUAUGCUAAAUUCUCAUUUCAAAAUAAACAUCGCAAUCGAACUCUAAACGCUCACUAAUCACCUUAAUAUC
This is a messenger RNA of Arabidopsis lyrata subsp. lyrata, 1332 nucleotides long. RefSeq lists its product as uncharacterized. The record is from RefSeq and is a predicted model, not a curated record. The transcript has 3 exons. NCBI's taxonomy places the organism in Eukaryota, Viridiplantae, Streptophyta, Magnoliopsida, Brassicales, Brassicaceae. Bases 378 to 1061 code for a protein of 227 amino acids.